This is a messenger RNA of Erythranthe guttata (spotted monkey flower), 1701 nucleotides long. RefSeq lists its product as uncharacterized. Lineage: Eukaryota; Viridiplantae; Streptophyta; Magnoliopsida; Lamiales; Phrymaceae. The record is from RefSeq and is a predicted model, not a curated record.
UCACCAAACACUGAACUCAGUGUCGUCGUCUCUCUUUUCAUAUCUGAAACAUCGCCAUCGCCAUCAUCAUCAUCAUCAUCUUAUCAAUCUUAUCAAGAUAUAAUUUGCCAACAAAGCCAUCACACUCAGAAAGAAUUCACUCCCACACAACAAUGUCCCUUUCGUCGGACUCUGAUAAUGGGACCCAGCCCAAAAUCCGACCCGCCGGCGCCACCGAGCUCAGCUGGUGCAAGGCGGUGCCCGGCGGCACCGGCAUAACCGUUCUCACCAUCCUACUGUCGAAGCCAGCCGACACCCAAUUUCUCCAAAACGCCCUCCAGAAACUCCAAAUGUCCCACCCGAUCCUCAACUCCAAACUCCACUUCGAUCCCGUCGCCAACUCUUUCACCUACGUCAUCCCCCCAAACCCCCACAUCCAAAUCCAGCCGUUCGAUCUCAAUCAACGUCCCAGAUUCUCCGGACCAAUUUCCCCGACGAUUACGCCUCUGCCUCCGUCUCCCACUUCCACCUCAUCCUCGAACACGAACUGAACAACAACUCGUGGCAGAAUCCCGACCCUUUAUCGGACACCGAUGUUUUCUUCGCCAGCUUGUACACUCUGGAGGAUGAUAAAUGGGUUGUUGCCCUUAGGCUGCACACGUCAGCCUGUGACAGAACAUCGGCGGUGGCAUUGCUCAAGGGGCUAUUGGGGGUGAUGGUGGAGGAGGAGGAAGGGGUAGCAAUGGAAAAAGGAAAAGAUGCGGAGGUUAGUUUGGGGAUUGAGGAAUACUUUCCUUCUGGGCAGGGGAGUAAACCCUUUUGGGCUCGAGGUGUGGAUAUGUUGGGGUACUCUUUGAAUUCUUUGAGGCUGUCGAAUUUGGAUUUUAAGGAUACGGUUUCGCCCCGAUUGUCGCGUGUCGUUAGGUUGAAGAUGAAUGCGGAAGACACUCGUCGGAUUCUAUCUAGUUGCGACAAGAAUGGGAUAAAACUGAGUGGGAUUUUAGCUGCAGCUGGAGUAAUUGCCUCUCAUUCAUCGAAAAGGGUUCCUUACGACCAAUGGGAAAAGUACGCAGUUGUAACACUCAUGGACUGCCGUUCGAUUCUUGAUCCAGCGCUUAGCAGCCACCAUGUUGGAUUUUAUCACUCUGCAAUUCUCAACACGCACGACAUAGAAGGCGGGGAAAAAUUGUGGGAGUUGGCAGAAAGAAUCCAUUCAUCGUUCGAGAAUUCGAAAAGCUACAAGAAGCAUUUCUCAGACAUGGCUGAUCUGAACUUCUUGAUGUGCAGGGCGAUUGAGAACCCUUCAUUAACACCGUCAGCAUCGCUCAGAACUUCAUUAAUAUCCGUCUUUGAGGACCGAAUGAUCCAUCAGUCAAACAAACUGCACCAGGCUAUUGGAUUGGAGGAUUUUAUUGGGUGUGCCUCGGUCCACGGUAUAGGCCCGUCUAUCGCGAUUUUUGAUACGAUUAGAGAUGGUGCAUUGGAUUGCGCCUGCGUAUUUCCGUUCCCUUUGCAUUCGAGGGAGCAGAUGCAAGAGCUUAUCGAUGAUAUGAAAAGGAUUCUUUUGGAUGGGGCUACUUGAUGCAGGUUUUUCUUUUUUUAAUAAUAAUUUUAUAACCCUUGUUCUUGAAAUGUGGUAGUUCUGUUAGAUCUUUCAUUAAACUUACAUUUCUACUACAACUUUUGUUGGGUAAUAAAAAGGCUGUAGCCCUUCUUCAGCUA